GGGCGCGUUGCAGGCCCAUACUAUGAUUCUGUCAGGUGUAUAGUCUAUGUGCUCGAAGAUACGCAAAAGGAUGUUUACUUCGAUCUUACGAGCAUGCUUCUAGAACAAUGCAAUGCUGACAUAGUGUUGACCAGCUCCAAAGCCGACGACCCGUUUAUAUCGGUCCUUCAG
Messenger RNA from Suillus fuscotomentosus, 171 nucleotides. RefSeq lists its product as uncharacterized. The annotation marks the transcript as partial. The record is from RefSeq and is a predicted model, not a curated record. The transcript is spliced from 2 exons. NCBI's taxonomy places the organism in Eukaryota, Fungi, Basidiomycota, Agaricomycetes, Boletales, Suillaceae.